Molecule: messenger RNA, 1383 nt
Organism: Stereum hirsutum FP-91666 SS1
Lineage: Eukaryota; Fungi; Basidiomycota; Agaricomycetes; Russulales; Stereaceae
Exons: 2
Coding region: 1-1383 (460 amino acids)
Source: RefSeq, a predicted model, not a curated record
AUGGCUCCUGCCACUCGUCUUGCUGCUCUCGCUGCUCUGCUGGGAUUCUUUGUGUGGCGUAACGGACACUCCGUCAAGUUCCUCUUCCAAAGCAAUGAUCUUCCGAUCGCCUACUUUUCCGGCGGAUCUCAUGAAACUGGGUGCUCAAUCGUCAAGGAUGAAGUACGGAACGAGCUCAGGUACUGCGAAGACGAGACGUUUUGGGACCUCGUGAAUCCCCUAUCUGGAACAUUGGAGGACAGACUCUUGAUCCUCAGUUGUGAUCCGGGGAGAAAACAGUGGAACACUGUCAUGGGUCCGUUGAAGAAUCCGGACCCGCAUGGCGCACUUUGGGUGUAUCCCACGCGCAGUGCUCGUGUAUCCGAGUCUAAACCCAGGAAAAUCGAGUUCAAAGGAUACCCUGAUGGUCAUGACUUUCAUCCGUUGGGGGUAGAGGUCUACCCUGCGACUUCACCGAAAGACGAAUCGUACAUGUACGUGGUCAAUCAUGGGCGAGCGAAGACGACGAUCGAGCAGUUCACCAUGUCGUGGUCGGAUCCCACCGUCGCCACACACGUCCGCACGCUAUCCUCGCCCCACUUCGUCUCCCCGAACAGCAUCGCACUCACCUCACCGACAUCAUUCUACGUGACGAACGACCAUUACUUCACUCGAAGACUUCCCGGCUUCCUCGGGAAGACGCUUCCACUGAUCGAGACGGUCCUCGGACUUCCACUUUCCUGGGUCGCUCAUGUCUCAAUCAUCGGAACAGCUGAAGACUCGGCCUUCACCGUCGAACACAAAGUCGCAGCGAGCAACCUCGCAUUCGCUAAUGGUAUCUCUAUAUCUUCCUCAGGCUCUACAGUCGCCGUCGCCACCACCGCUCUGGGUGAAGUCCUACUUUACACCCGCGACGUCGCCACGAACGGCCUAACCUACUCCUCCCGGAUCCCUGUCCCAUUCUACCCCGACAAUGUCGCAUUCUCGCAUUCUCACUCUCGGACUCCAGCUGGAGCAGAAGACGUACCCAUUAUAACGGGACAUCCGGACUUUCCGGCUCUUAUCAGAGUGGCGGAAAGCGUUACAGGCGCCGUUGCGCCUUCCUGGGUUCUAUCGCUCACCCCGACUCCUCAACCCGAGAUCAUAUUGCCCUCUUCUCCAGGGUCAAUCGUGGCGCCGAAAGAGUAUGAUAUGGAGGCGCCGUUGUCGGCGAGUAAAAAGGCGAGGGGAGUGAGCAGUCAUGUAGCGAGGACGAUGUAUCAAAGCAACGGAACAGGAUUUAGUGGGAGUACGACAGGGCUAUGGGACGCGUUGGCGGAUGGGGAUGGGAAGACAAAGGUGAAAGGGAAGUUGUAUGUGACAGGGCUCUAUCAUGAGGGAUUUAUGAUUUGUGUUGAGACUUAG